Fonticula alba is the source of this 2655-nucleotide messenger RNA. RefSeq lists its product as hypothetical. Gene Ontology annotation, molecular function: protein serine/threonine phosphatase activity; cation binding. NCBI's taxonomy places the organism in Eukaryota, Rotosphaerida, Fonticulaceae. Gene Ontology annotation, biological process: protein dephosphorylation. The record is from RefSeq and is a predicted model, not a curated record. The coding region runs from base 61 to 2439 and encodes 792 amino acids. The transcript is spliced from 7 exons.
CCCUGAAGGCAUCCAAACUGUAGACCGUCCCCGGCCCCCCCUUUGGUUUCCCUUUUUGUGAUGAUGGCUCGCCGGACGGCCUCCGGCGGUCGGCGCCAGGCCACCGCCCCGUCCAGAAGGACCGCCUCCUUCAUUCUGCUGGCUUGCAUGGCCCUCCUCCUCUGUCUGAUGACGGGGGCUCGCUCUGUGCCCGACUGCGGCCAGUUCGGCCACCUGCCCACGGGCUCCACCACCUGCACAUGCCUGUUCGGCAUCGAUCCGGCCACCGAUUGCACCACCUGCCUGCCCGGCUACACCCUGAAUCCAUUCCCGGAUUGCGAGGCGCCGGUCACCUGCCCGGAAGAUUGCCACAACCAGGGCUCCUGCUCUGCCCAGGGUGAGUGUCAAUGCGACCCCGGCUUUUCCGGGGCUUCUUGCGCGCUCACCCAGGCCAAGACCCCGGUGGCCCUGAUCGCCGGCGUGUCGGUCCUCGCCGCGGUCAUUGUCCUGGCCAUCAUCUGCAUCAUUGUCUUCAUCGUGUGCCUCCGCCGGCGCCGGGCCCUCGGCGACAAGGAGGGCCAUGCCAUCGCCCGUGGGACUGACUCCGGCACCGAGCUGCCGACCCUGGACCUUGAGACUGCCAGCGAGCCGCUGGACAUCUGUGACGCCUCGCACACGGCCAUGCUGUCCAUCGACCCGGUGGAGGCCUCCAAGCCCGGCGGGCCGAACUCCAUCACGGACGGCCGGACCCUCUCGGUCCUUCUCCAGCCGGUGGUCCUGAUCGGCGAGAUCGAGUCCACCUGCUGCGCCAUCACCGAGGGCCUCAUCAAGAAGGACCGCGAGCUCUCCAACAAGCUGGUUGAGGCGGCCUACAACUACGCCAAGAGCGUCACCCCCUCGCCGCCGGACAACUACGACCCGACGGUCAACUUCCUGAUUGCCCUGAUCGCCCAGCAGAUUUCCUCCAUCGUCAUGGUUGCUGAUGCCGAUGCUGCCCGCCUGCGCGACCACCGGGGCACUCCCACCAACCGGGUCCGGCUGCACUUGAUCCGGGCGGCGGUCAUUCGCGAGAUCACCAACAUGGUGAAGCUGGUGAUCGAGGCCCUGGAGCAGGGCCGCAUCAAGGCCCCGAUCAUCGGUGUCCAGGACAGCCGCCUGCCCUUGGUCUCGGUGCAGACCGCCGGCCACCAGGGCCCCCGGCCGUACAUGGAAGAUCGCUCGGUGGUGGCCCUUUUCGCCGAUCAGCUCCCGGUGGAUGAGCUCCUGCUCCAGGCCCGGACGGAGGAGCUUGCCGCGGCCGAGGCCGCGGUCGAAGCCGCCGCCGCCGCCGCCACCGCCGAGGCCGCCGCCAAGGCCCAUGCCGAGGCCGGCGACGACGCCGACCCCGCCAAGGCCGAGGAUGCCACCGGCGAGGAUGACGCCCCUGACGCCGCGCCCGCCAACAAGGCGGACGCCCCUGCCGACCCUGAGCCAGUGGCUGCCCCUCCCUCGGAGGAGCCGCUGGCCGCUGGCGGUCCGGCUCCCGAUGAGCCGGUCUCCGAGCUGUACCGCCCGCAGGCCCCGGCCAAGGCCACCAAGGUCAUCCUGAUCGACGAGCUGGAGCAGCCGGGCGCCGGGCCAUACCUCGGCCUGUCGGUCGUGCGCCAGGCCAAGUCCCUGCAUCCGACCUCGGUGGUGUCCAUCUACGAUGGCCACGGCGGCAUCAGCGUCUGCGAGUACAUCGCGCGGAACUUGCACCUGGAUUUGAUGGCGGCCGAGGCCUUCCGCCAGCCGACGGACUUCCCUCCCAACAUGGACCCCAGCAUUUCCCCCAUCGAAACCACGGAGACCUUCGACGAGGAGGACCCGAUCGCGGCGUCCAUCUUCGCCACCUUCGUCGGGACCAAUGCCAACCUCUUCGAUGGCCCGGAGCGCCGGCCCUAUGUCGAGACAUCCGGCUCGACGGCCGUCGUGUCGGUCAUCCACAACAAGCGCGUUUGGAUUGCCUGGGCCGGCGAUUCGGAGGCCGUGCUUUGCCGGCGCAAUGACUCCGGCACGGCCGGGCCGCUCCAUGCCCAGGUCAUCACCGAGCCCACGCACAAGCCCGGCGACCCGGUUGAGGCUGAGCGCGUGCGCCGCAUGGGCGGCGAGGUGUACGGCCGCACCACCAACAUGCCCCGUGUGGCUGGCAUCCUGGCCGUGUCGCGUGCCUUCGGCAAUGGCCGCUUCUCCCAGUAUGUCAAGCCCGAGCCGACGAUCAAGUCCUUCGGCCUGAAUGGCUCGGAGCUCUUCAUCAUCCUGGCCUGUGAUGGCCUGUGGGAUGUGAUCACCGGCGAUGAGGCCUGCAACUUUGUCUACGCCAACCUCGAGCACCGGAGCCUCAUCGUGCCGAACCUCAUCCGCCUGGCCCGCCGCCUUGGCUCCACGGACAACAUCACCAUCUCCAUCGUUUUCUUCGAUGCCCACAUCAACAAGGUCUAGUGUGCCAGUAACAGCCCGUGCAUCCACACUUGCAUGCGUGCGUGAGAUGACGUGCCACGCGGUUGGCUGUCGGGCGGACACACACACUCCGUGCUGUCUCGUUCUCCCUCCCCCGGGCGCCUGUCCUUCCCUCCUCCCCCCUUGCACUUGCUUUCCUCUCGGCAGCCUGCCUGCCGCCGCUUUGCCUACCCUCUUUCCCUCCUCCCCACUCUGCCC